AUGUCUGAAGAAACAAAUUCAAACACAACAAUUAAAAUCGAACCGUUCGAUGACUAUCCUCACGUGAAACAGGAAUUCGAUGAUUAUGAAAUGUCAGAUUUUUAUAUGGAUCAUGAUAUAUGUCUGCAGCAAUUUUUAGAAUCUGAGGUUACAAUUGACGAGGAAAUAAAACAAGAGACGAUUGAUGACCAAGAUGACUUGACUAGUACAAACAAAACAGUUUCAGAUAAAAAUUCAUAUAUGUGUGAUGAAAAGAUCAGUGAAUCAAGUAAUUCAGUGGAUAGCACGAACAAAUCAUUUGAAGAAGUUUCAGAUAACAAAAGUGAAACAACUAAUAACUUGAAACAGUAUAAAUGUGAAUCAUGCAAUAAAACAUUCACAGCAAAACAAAGCUUACAACAACAUCAAAUGAUUCAUACUGGAGAACGCCCUUAUGAGUGCAAAAUAUGCAAUAAAAGAUUUUCACGGUCAAGUACUUUAAGACAGCACUUAUCAGUCCAUACUGGUGAACUUCCUCAUAUUUGCGAAAUAUGUAAUAAAAAAUUCAGAUUGAAACCAAACUUAAAUGCACAUAAAUUGGUCCAUAGUGGAGAACGUCCGUUGUUGGUGUAUAAUAGAUAUAAUAAAGGUCCUAAUACAGAACCUUGUGGGACGCCACAAGCUAUGCUACGUCCUCCACUUGUAAAAUUUCCCACCUUUGUCCUUACCACCUUUUCCACGUGA
Messenger RNA from Ctenocephalides felis (cat flea), 723 nucleotides. RefSeq names its product zinc finger protein 233-like. Gene Ontology annotation, molecular function: RNA polymerase II cis-regulatory region sequence-specific DNA binding; DNA-binding transcription factor activity, RNA polymerase II-specific. The transcript is spliced from 2 exons. The coding region runs from base 1 to 723 and encodes 240 amino acids. Gene Ontology annotation, biological process: regulation of transcription by RNA polymerase II. The record is from RefSeq and is a predicted model, not a curated record. NCBI's taxonomy places the organism in Eukaryota, Metazoa, Arthropoda, Insecta, Siphonaptera, Pulicidae.